Molecule: messenger RNA, 651 nt
Organism: Aureobasidium melanogenum CBS 110374
Lineage: Eukaryota; Fungi; Ascomycota; Dothideomycetes; Dothideales; Saccotheciaceae
Exons: 1
Coding region: 1-651 (216 amino acids)
Source: RefSeq, a predicted model, not a curated record
AUGUCUAUGUCCUUCGGUACUCUUGGUCAUCGCCUACCAUCUCAGAAAAACAACAAGACAACAUUGACAAUGUUUGGCGAGAAGACCAUUACAACAAAAUCCACGUCAUCAACGCCUGCCUCAACACCAUCAAAGCCCUCGUCACCACAAACCAUGACACCCAGACACGCCGAGCUCGAAUCCUCAUAUCCAGCCGCCUUCUUCGGCAAAAAGUCUUCAACAAUCAAGUUUCCCAUGGUGUCAGAAAAAGAACGCAGGGAUUCUGUAUCCAGCACAGCAACAACAGCAACUUCCUCUUCUGUGCUCAGCUCAGCAACAACAAUCGCUGCACCCUCGCAACCACCAGAAAAGCCUUUCGAUGUGUUUGAAUACCAAACGGCUGGAUAUCUCUCCAUGCCCAUGAGCCAUUCAUCCCAACCCUACCUUCAGGAGGCACCUUCAGGGCGGAAGAGUUCUGCAUCUUCGUCUUCUUCGGCUGGAUCGUCGUUGUGGAGUAAAGCCAAGAACAAGAUGCAGAGAAGAAGUCCUAGUGUAGAGGAACAAGAGGCAAAGGAGAAGAAGAAACAGGAGAGGAAGGAGGAGUACGAGGCUUUGGGAUUGGAAGAGAAGGUCAAGUUUGGGAGUAAAGGAGGAAUGAGUAUGGUUGGUUGA